Molecule: messenger RNA, 363 nt
Organism: Strongylus vulgaris
Lineage: Eukaryota; Metazoa; Nematoda; Chromadorea; Rhabditida; Strongylidae
Source: the annotation of a GenBank genome assembly
AUGAGCAGCGAAAAGGAGCUCGAGAUUGAGGCUAACUCUCUCCGCAGAGUCGCCUUUUUCGGCGUUGCCAUCUCUACGAUGGCCACCCUUGUUUGCGUCAUCUCAGUGCUUGCUAAGGUCUCAGGAGGAGCUUUGAGAAGUCGCCGUCAAGCUGGAUACACCUCUGCUGGAGUUGAAGGCGGUUUUGAGUCAGCCCCUGCUGGAGUUUGCUGUGGUUGCGGAGUUUCUCCUGCUGGACCCCCUGGACCUCCAGGACCCAAUGGAGAAGAUGGAGCAGAUGGACAGCCUGGAGCACCCGGCAAAGAUGGACCUGAUGGACCUCCACCUACCCCUGCUCCCCCACACGACUUCUGCUUCGAUUGC